Molecule: messenger RNA, 4266 nt
Organism: Anguilla rostrata (American eel)
Lineage: Eukaryota; Metazoa; Chordata; Actinopteri; Anguilliformes; Anguillidae
Gene: rasef
Product: RAS and EF-hand domain containing
Exons: 17
Coding region: 486-2534 (682 amino acids)
Biological process (GO): vesicle-mediated transport
Cellular component (GO): perinuclear region of cytoplasm; cytosol
Molecular function (GO): calcium ion binding; GTP binding; GDP binding
Source: RefSeq, a predicted model, not a curated record
AUGUGAAAUUGGAAGCAGCCUAGCCUACACAGCACGGAAAAUAUUGUACACACUGGAUAAACGCACGUAUCAGUCAGAUUAGCGCACGUUCCGCUGCAGCUCCUGGACGGAUGCCCAUUUUUGUGAGGUGUGUGUUCCUUUCCGUAAGAAGGUAAACCGCGAGACAGGUUCGUGGCGUCAGCAAGGUCCUGCUUUUCGUUCCACAAGGUGAUAUGAACAGACGUUGAAAUAUAGCAGGCAGCAACAGGCGACGGGAAACGGCAUCGCCGCAGAUCGCUUUUUACCUGUAAGUGCUAGACUUUUGGAUACUUUCGGGUUCUUCAACAAUGUUGAUUUUAAUGGACGAUGGGGCUGCGCCGUUUUUUGAAUUUUGACACUUGUGGUGUCUUACGUUUGAUUUAGUAGUCGGGGGUAUUUUGUGGAGGGGUGGAUUGGUAAGAAAUACAGGCCUAAGUAACUUUUGUACAUCAACUGACAUUUUCCCGAUGGAUUUAGCUGAUGCUCCGGACCAGCUGCGCUUGCUUUUUCACGCUUGUGAUGUGAAUAAUUCGGGACGAAUUGAAAAAGAGGAGUUCUUCAAAGUCUGCUCAGACUUGCACGUACGGCCGGCGGAAAUAGAGACCAUAUUUUCCCAGCUAGAUCUGGACAGGGACGGAUCGAUUAACUUUGAGGAGUUUAGGAUCGGAUUCCAGGGCGUUUCGGAGUUCGUAUUUUGGGGAGAGAUGGAGAGCGAGAACGGCGAUGGAUUCGCUCAGGCGUGGGAGACGUUCCAGAGCCGGCUUGGGGAACAAGCAAAAUUCAUUCCCAGGAGCGAACAGGCGGCCAUUUUGUACCAGAACAUCCAGCUGACGGAGCCCCGCAUCCUGCCGCAGUACGAGCGCGUGAUCACCAACUUCAUCCGGGAGGUCCAGAUACAGAGCACCGAGAUGGAGAGCCUGGCGCUCGCUGUGAAGAGAUCUCAGGAUAAGGCUGCCAUCCAGCUCAGUGAGAUGGAGGAGGAGAUGGAUCAGCGAAUCAGAGCAGCUGAGGGUCUCACAAAGCAAGAGGAAGGGAAGAGGGCGGAGAUGCAGAUGGUGCUCUGUGAGCUGAAGAGGCAGUACGAGUCCGAGGUCUGUGAGCUUCAGCUGAAGAUUCAGAAGAUGCAGAUGAUUGAAGAUCAGUACAAGAAUAUCAACCUGAAAGAAGAGGUGGCUGCACUCAAAAGAAAAAUCAGUGAAUUGUCUGUGGAGAAUCAGAGGCUAAAGAAGGACCUGCUGGAGUCCCACACGAAUAUGGCCUUCCUUCCUAAGAGUGAUACAUGGUCAUCCUCUGAAGAAGAAGAGGCGUUGAGAGGAUACAUAGAUGAACGGGACAGUUUGGAGCGACAGAUAGAGAUCCUGCAGUCAGCCAAUAGGAAGCUCCAUGACAGUAAUGACGGCCUGAGGUCGGCCCUGGAGAACAGCGUGAGCAAAUAUAACCAAUGCCUGCGCCUUCAAACGUCGACGGGCGACACCCUCUCCAUGGCCAGCCCCAGACUGAGCGAACUGCACUCUUCCUGUGGCCGGACGUCCGGGUCUUCGUUCCAGGACGAGGACUGUGAUUCGCUGGCGCUGUGUGACCCCAUGCGGAGGCGGAGCUGUGAGGUGGACAGCCUACCGGAGAGCUGGUUCGACAGCGGAAUGUCCACCAUGCGCGGCUCCACCGGAUACGACUCCGAGGCCGACGCCCGGCAACACAAGCCACGGCGACCGGACAGCCUGGCAGAGUACGCCUACGAAAGCGAUGCUCUGGAUCUGCCGGACGGGUCGGACAGCAGCUCGGUUCUGGACUGGAAGCCUUCAGAGCCGAUCAGCAGGAGCAGCCCGGCAACCUUGACCCGGAAGUGUCUGUCUCCCAUAUCUGCUCAGGUGGACUCUGAGGACCCAGGCGUGAAGCUGACGGGUUCUGAGCGCGUGCACAAGAUCGUUCUGGCCGGCGAUGCUGCCGUCGGGAAGUCCAGCUUGCUGAUGCGACUCUGCAAGAACGAGUUCCGAGAGAAUGGCAGCACCACGCUGGGGGUGGACUUCCAGAUGAAGACUCUGGUGGUGGACGGAGAGCCAACAGUUCUGCAGCUCUGGGACACCGCAGGGCAGGAGAGGUUCAGGAGUAUUGCCAAGUCAUACUUCAGACGAGCUGAUGGGGUCCUUCUGCUGUAUGACAUCACGUGUGAGAGAAGCUUCCUCAAUGUCCGAGAGUGGAUAGACAUGAUUGAGGACAUAUCCCAGGACAACAUUCCCAUCAUGCUCGUGGGGAAUAAGGCUGAUCUCCGGCAGCAGGCCCUACAGGAAGGAAUCGCAUGCAUUCCCACCAGCCUCGGGGAGAAGCUCGCCAUGAACUAUAACUCACUGUUCUGUGAGACCAGUGCCAAAGAAGGCUCCAACGUGAUCGAGGCUGUGCUGCACCUGGCAAGGCAGGUGACUAAGCGGAUUCGUGAAGAUGAGGAUAAGGACUCUGUCACCAACCUGUCACGCGUGCACAACCGAAAAAUCUCCAACGUCACCUGUUGCACCGGAUAAACCAUGCACGCACUCCACGUGUCUGCCUGCCCCUCAGAACUACGUGUGUGUGUGGUGUGUGUGUGUGUGUGCAUGUGUGCGUGUGCGUGUGUGUGUUUGUGGGUGCGUGUGUGCGUGUGUGCGUGUGUGCGUGUGUGUGUGUGUGUGCGUGUGUGUGUGUGUUUGUGGGUGAGACCGCUCCUCACAGAACUGUAUAUAUGUGUGUGUGCGUGCACAUUUUUACCUGAGCGUACCUGCGACAGUGUGUUUACAGCCUCUCUGGGGGGAGACACAUGAUCAUCACCUGACCUACUGAGUCCUUUUACACUGGAGGGUUUUUUUUCUUGUGCUCAUACUUCACAGCUUCUUUGGCUCCCUCUGGUGGUCGGUGAAAUAAAUGUAACAGAUGAUCAAAGGCCCUAUACCUGCCUGUUUACAUGUCCACGAUUAUAUAUAUAAUAUAAACCCUCAUUUUGUAUUUUAUUUUAGUUUUAUUGUUCUGUUUUUUUCCAUUUGUAUUUCACACAGGCUGAUUGCAGUAAAACCAAACCAAAUGCCAUUGAACAAGAUGUGCACACGUGUGUGUGUGUGAGAGAGAGAGAGAACUGUGCAGCUUGUUUAAUUAUUACAGUAAAUUUCACUUAAGGCAUCUGGGACUUCAUUUUCCUUAUUUCUGAUAAUAUUUUUAUAUUGUACAUUUUCAGUUGUUUACCUUAUAAGCUCUGGAUUAUUGUAUCUAUGGAAAUCUUUGGAAGGGUAUGGGAAUCCUUGGUGAAUGUGGGUUUAGUGGUCCUCCUGUAGGGGGCGCUAGUCUGCAUAGCAGAGGAGGCUGGUGGUCAGGUGGAAUUUGUCCUGUAAGUGGCCUUAAUGUGACUUCUAACAAGUGGCAGAAUGACACGGGUGUAAAUUAAGCUUUAUAGCCCCUAUGCAUGUCCCCUGUAAAUCUCCUACAUUUUCCCCCUGUAAGAUGCCCUGUAUACGCUCCCUGUAGAGCUCUUAAUCAUAUCCCCUAUAGUUCUCUUGUAUAUUACCUUAUAGAUAUCUUACACAUGUAUCCUGUAGAUCUCUCAUACUUGUUCCCUAUCGAUCUCUUACGUUUGUCCCCUUUAGAUCUCUUGCAAAUGUACCCUAUAGAUCUCAUAUAUGGUCCCUGUUGGUCCCCUAUAGUCGUUCUCUACAUUCCCCUUGUAGGUCCCCUACAGGUCCCAUUUGAGUCCCUGUUACCGAGUUACUCGUCCCUGGACUGUGGUAUUCAGAUAAGGCCCCUAUGGCUUAUCCGAAAAUAAGUAUUAUGUUUAGAAUUUACCUUUUAAACACGUUUAGACAGAUUUUCUUUUCUGAUCGAUAGACUAAUGGCAGUAUAUUUCUUUUAUAUUUUCAGUCAUGUGUCUAUGGUGUUUUGAAAAGGAAACUGGCUUUUUGUGUAACUGCAUUGUCUCAAUCAUUUUCUGUUUCGUUUUUUGUUUUUGUACAACUACUGUUCCGCAUCUGGUGAAAUUUUACUGUUAUUAUUAUUAUUACAAUUUUGUUUCCGUUUUUAUGUUUUUAAUCUGACGGUUUUUUUACCUGAACAUAUGUUCUGUGCCAGAUCAACAGGUUGUAUUAAGACAGGAAUGUUUUAAUCCCCAAAAAAUGAGCUGCCAUAUCUGCAGUUCUUCCAUCUUUUUAAAACCUAUUUAGUUUCCACUUUAUUGAAGAUGUCACGAGUGUUACUGUAACCAAGGGCUUUUGAAAUAAACCGCCAAAGAAAUUC